This is a messenger RNA of Mus musculus (house mouse), 1671 nucleotides long. RefSeq names its product interleukin 15 (gene Il15). The transcript is spliced from 9 exons. The record is from RefSeq and is a predicted model, not a curated record. Gene Ontology annotation, cellular component: nuclear speck; nucleoplasm; interleukin-15 receptor complex. Gene Ontology annotation, molecular function: cytokine receptor binding; cytokine activity. Gene Ontology annotation, biological process: macrophage differentiation; positive regulation of interleukin-17 production; interleukin-15-mediated signaling pathway. Lineage: Eukaryota; Metazoa; Chordata; Mammalia; Rodentia; Muridae. The coding region runs from base 893 to 1381 and encodes 162 amino acids.
GACCCAAGGUCCUUUUCCGUUUCCUCCCGGUACAGUCUCUGUCCAGAUCUCCUCCGGGCUUCUAUGGGGAAGCCAAACUGCCUCCCUGCAAGGCCAGUUGCUGUAGAUGCAAGCAACCUGUGAACUCAGGCCAACUCCUUGAAACUUCACAGAGGCAAAGGCAUUCCAGGACACACAGAGGCUGUGGCCAACUGCCCAGGGGGAGGAGACUGCUCUCUGCUCUCAGUUGCCCUUCAGGUUCUGCGCCCUGGGGACCUGGCAGUGGCAGAAUCAUGUGGGCACCUGGUAAGGUGGCCGGGACCAUGUGUUCCUCCCGCAACCUCCCCAGGGUGUUGAUCUCCGCCUCAGCUUGGGCUCUUUCUCUUUCACUUUUCUGUUAGCUGGGGUUGGGACUCCCCGGCUGGAAAGCACUGGGGGAAACCGGGGAAACCCCAGCUGAUUCGCUCCUUGUGCCUUGAUUGCUCCCGCUGGCUGCUGCCCUGCAUCCUGCACCCUUCAACCAGAACCCGAUGGAGUACCUAUGUUAUUUGAAAUUUAUCUCAAGCUCUCAACCUUUGAAAACCUCACCCUCCUGUUCUGCUUUGUGGCUUUGUCCAACUCCUCAUGAUCUUUGACCACUUUCUUCGAAAUUUUAAGACCCUGUCCAGAGGUGUGUCAUCUCAAGGAGACUAUCAUAAUCUCAGAAUCCACCUUGACACAUGGCCCUCUGGCUCUUCAAAGCACUGCCUCUUCAUGGUCCUUGCUGGUGAGGUCCUUAAGAACACAGAAACCCAUGUCAGCAGAUAACCAGCCUACAGGAGGCCAAGAAGAGUUCUGGAUGGAUGGCAGCUGGAAGCCCAUCGCCAUAGCCAGCUCAUCUUCAACAUUGAAGCUCUUACCUGGGCAUUAAGUAAUGAAAAUUUUGAAACCAUAUAUGAGGAAUACAUCCAUCUCGUGCUACUUGUGUUUCCUUCUAAACAGUCACUUUUUAACUGAGGCUGGCAUUCAUGUCUUCAUUUUGGGCUGUGUCAGUGUAGGUCUCCCUAAAACAGAGGCCAACUGGAUAGAUGUAAGAUAUGACCUGGAGAAAAUUGAAAGCCUUAUUCAAUCUAUUCAUAUUGACACCACUUUAUACACUGACAGUGACUUUCAUCCCAGUUGCAAAGUUACUGCAAUGAACUGCUUUCUCCUGGAAUUGCAGGUUAUUUUACAUGAGUACAGUAACAUGACUCUUAAUGAAACAGUAAGAAACGUGCUCUACCUUGCAAACAGCACUCUGUCUUCUAACAAGAAUGUAGCAGAAUCUGGCUGCAAGGAAUGUGAGGAGCUGGAGGAGAAAACCUUCACAGAGUUUUUGCAAAGCUUUAUACGCAUUGUCCAAAUGUUCAUCAACACGUCCUGACUGCAUGCGAGCCUCUUCCGUGUUUCUGUUAUUAAGGUACCUCCACCUGCUGCUCAGAGGCAGCACAGCUCCAUGCAUUUGAAAUCUGCUGGGCAAACUAAGCUUCCUAACAAGGAGAUAAUGAGCCACUUGGAUCACAUGAAAUCUUGGAAAUGAAGAGAGGAAAAGAGCUCGUCUCAGACUUAUUUUUGCUUGCUUAUUUUUAAUUUAUUGCUUCAUUUGUACAUAUUUGUAAUAUAACAGAAGAUGUGGAAUAAAGUUGUAUGGAUAUUUUAUCAAUUGAAAUUUAA